AUGAAGCUGCUAACGUUUGGUGCUGUGAUUCUCGUCACAAUCGCGAAUAGUUUUGGUGCAAAUAUACUCGGAGUAAUACCGACACCAUCUCAUAGUCAUCAAGUAGUAUUUUGGCCAAUAUGGAAGGAAUUAUCACUGAGAGGACACAAGGUCACAGUGAUUACAACCGAUCCCAUAAACAACCCGAAACUUGAAAACUUGACGGAAAUAGACGUGCACAGUGCCUAUCAGUAUUUCAACUUCAAUAUGUUCGAAAUGGUUGAGAAACCAUUCUGGAAAAUGUUCUCUAUCUAUGCCGAUGUUUUAACAAACAUGGCGGACCACAUCAUUAAGAACGAUGAAGUGCAACGCCUAAUUAGUGACGAAACCGUCCACUUUGACGUGGUAAUGGUGGAAGCGUUUCACACUGCCGCACUUGGAUUUGCUACAAGAUACAAAUGUCCGUUAAUUUUGAUGUCGUCAUUAGACGGUUCCUCAUUCGCUUACAGAGAAAUUGGUAAUCCAGCCCAUCCCGUUUUGCAUCCCGACUUUAUGUUGCCAGUUCAAAACGACUUAGCGUUUCUUCAACGUCUCGCAAGCACAUGGAAUAUUUUCUUAUCAAACUUAAUCCAAAAUUAUUUGGUCAUCCCUCUGCAACAAGACUUGGUGAAAAAGUAUUUUGGAGAAGGUUAUCCGCCAAUUCAAGAUAUAUUUAAGAAUUACAGUGUCUUCCUUGUUAACACCAAUCCUCUGCUUCACCCAAUUAGGCCACUUCUUCCUAACAUUAUUUCGAUUGGUGGUGGAACCCAUCUGAGAAAACACAAUGUUCUGCCAGAGAAUCUCCAACGCGUAUUGGAUGAUGCCACAAAUGGAGUUAUCUACUUCAGUUUAGGCACUAAUGCUAAAAGCAAACAUCUUUCCUAUGGUAUCCGAAGAGAGAUAUUGGAAACCUUUAGAGAAUUGCCUUACACAGUGCUAUGGAAAUUUGAAAACGAUAAUAUGCCUAACGUCUCCGAAAAUGUGGUCAUAUCCAAAUGGUUUCCGCAACAAGAUAUCCUUAAACAUCCAAAUGUGAAAUUAUUCAUAACCCAGGGAGGUUUACAGUCGUUGGAAGAAGCUAUAUUUAGCAAUAUACCGAUCGUUGGCAUUCCUGUGAUGGCGGAUCAAAUGGUGAACGUUGCCAAUGCCGUUUCCAAAGGUUUAGGUUUAUCGCUAAAUUACAAAGACAUCAAAAAGGACGAUUUCAAGUCUGCAAUCCUGGACGUCAUUAAUGAUCCAAGGUAUCGAAACAAUGCGAAGAAAAUGGCUGAAUUUCUACAAGACCAACCGGAGACUGGAGUGGAUAGGGCGGUUUGGUGGACAGAGUAUGUAAUCAGAAAUGGAGGGGCUCCACACCUUACAAAUCCUGGUAUACAGUUACCCUGGUACCAGUACUAUUUGUUAGACGUUUUUGGAUUUGCUUUAUGCCUUUUAUUUGCUGCCGUUUACACAAUUAUUGUUUUAUGUAGAGCAGCGGCAAGAAUUAAGCUACCUUUAAAACGGUUUUUUAAGGUUAAGGUCACGUAAAUUAUGGGCGAGUGCAUUGAAUGGGGAAUUAUUUUUAUAAAAUAAUG
Messenger RNA from Photinus pyralis (common eastern firefly), 1592 nucleotides. Its product is annotated as UDP-glucuronosyltransferase 2B31-like. The transcript is spliced from 4 exons. Bases 1 to 1545 code for a protein of 514 amino acids. Gene Ontology annotation, molecular function: UDP-glycosyltransferase activity. NCBI's taxonomy places the organism in Eukaryota, Metazoa, Arthropoda, Insecta, Coleoptera, Lampyridae. The record is from RefSeq and is a predicted model, not a curated record.